Messenger RNA from Oryzias melastigma (Indian medaka), 2788 nucleotides. RefSeq names its product neuronal acetylcholine receptor subunit alpha-3. Gene Ontology annotation, molecular function: transmembrane signaling receptor activity; acetylcholine-gated monoatomic cation-selective channel activity. Lineage: Eukaryota; Metazoa; Chordata; Actinopteri; Beloniformes; Adrianichthyidae. The transcript has 7 exons. Gene Ontology annotation, biological process: nervous system process; regulation of membrane potential; chemical synaptic transmission. The record is from RefSeq and is a predicted model, not a curated record. Gene Ontology annotation, cellular component: neuron projection; postsynaptic membrane; synapse. The coding region runs from base 243 to 2024 and encodes 593 amino acids.
CUGUUUUCUUGAAGCCCGUGUCUCUCCCAGCUGAUAGAAAACAACGAUGACAGUCCAGGAGCCACUUUAGAAAAUCAUUCCAACUUAUCAGCCCCUGACUCACUGUGAGUCAGGGUGCUAAGUUUGGCCCCUGUAGGAGGGUGCUUUCUACAGGAACAGAAGGGUGGGGAGGCGGGACGCUCAGAACUUGUCCAUGUCGGCAGGGCGCACCAACCUCUCCACGUCCGGGAGCGCAAAGGAAAAUGCUGCGCCUUACCAGCCGCUGCAGCGGGUCCAUGGCUAGAAUCCGCUGUCAGUCAACGUCUUUUACCCACAAAAGACAACGCAAGGCGGCAGGAACCGACGCUCCGAUUCAUUUCACCGGGAAGGCUUUCGCUGUUCUCCUGCUGGUCCUUCUCGCUGCGCACGAGUGCUUCUCAUCCAAGUCAGAGGACAGACUUUUCCGAAGGUUAUUCCGGAGGUACAACCAGUUCAUCCGGCCAGUGGAAAAUGUCUCUGAUCCAGUCACUGUGGAGUUUGAAGUGUCCAUAUCCCAACUUGUCAAAGUGGAUGAGGUCAAUCAAAUAAUGGAAACCAACUUAUGGCUAAGACACGUGUGGAAUGACUACAAACUAAGAUGGACUCCGGCAGAGUAUGAUGGGAUUGAGUUUAUACGAGUUCCAUCUAAUAAGAUUUGGAGACCUGAUAUUGUCUUGUACAACAAUGCUGUGGGGGAUUUUUUAGUGGAAGACAAGACAAAAGCUCUGUUGAAGUUUGAUGGCACGAUCACUUGGGUUCCUCCCGCCAUAUUCAAGUCUUCCUGUCCGAUGGACAUCACCUACUUUCCCUUUGACUACCAGAACUGCUCCAUGAAGUUUGGCUCUUGGACCUACGACAAGGCCAAGAUCGACCUGGUUCUCAUUGGCUCAAAGGUGAAUCUAAAGGACUUCUGGGAAAGUGGGGAGUGGGAGAUCAUUGAUGCUCCGGGAUACAAGCACGACAUCAAGUAUAACUGCUGUGAGGAGAUCUACACUGACAUCACGUACUCCUUCUACAUCCGUCGCCUGCCUCUUUUCUACACCAUCAACCUCAUCAUCCCGUGUCUCCUCAUCUCCUUCCUCACCGUGCUGGUUUUCUACCUCCCAUCAGACUGUGGCGAGAAGGUCACCCUAUGCAUCUCGGUCCUGCUCUCCCUGACUGUGUUCCUGCUGGUCAUCACCGAGACGAUCCCCUCCACCUCACUCGUCAUCCCUCUGAUUGGAGAGUACCUUCUCUUCACAAUGAUCUUUGUGACUCUCAGCAUUGUCAUUACUGUCUUUGUGCUUAAUGUUCACUACCGCACCCCCAUGACUCACACAAUGCCGGACUGGGUGAGGUCUGUGUUCCUUGGGGUGCUGCCCAGAGUAAUGCUGAUGAGGCGACCCAUUGACCAGAGCUGCUCCUCACCUGCUAGAUUUACGACAGGGACGACUGGAGCUGGAAUAACUGGAGGCAGCAAGAAGAGAAAGAACAGUGUGGGAGGAGGCAGCAGCUCGGGAAGUGUAAGUAUUGGUGGCAUCACUGGGGGCGUGGCUUGUGCACCACUGGAUAGUGGAUCGGGAGGAGGUGGGGCCUCCUCAGCUGGCGGCUCAAUGAACUGUGUGGAGUAUGGUGACAUAAACCGGGAUAUGACCAGGAGGUGCUACAGAGGCAAAGAAGUACCAACACCUGUUCCACCACCAAGGGUACCGUCUCCCCAGGCACCUCAACCUCCAGGGCCUCCAGAGUCAGAGCUUCCGAAGGUGUCAAGGCCCCUUAAAGCUUCAUCGCCUGUCAAUGCUGUUGUUGCCUUUUCUGUGGUGUCGCCAGAAGUCAAGCAGGCCAUUGAGAGCGUGAAGUACAUCGCAGAGAACUUGAGGACACGCAACAAGGCCAAGGAGGUGGAAGACGACUGGAAGUACGUUGCCAUGGUCAUUGACAGGAUUUUCCUGUGGGUUUUUGUGACAGUGUGUGUGCUGGGAACUGUGGGACUCUUCUUCCAGCCACUCAUCAGCUUCUUGAAAUGAAGCCCUCGCUGAAUCUCCACUUGUCCACUGUUAUCUCUGUACUUCACUUAAAUUACUUUGAGAAUUAUCCUCUCUUGCAGCUGCGUCACACCAAACAGUGUUACUCUCCUUCAAUUCUGCCCUGUUUCUCGCCUCUUUUCUUUGUUCUUCAUCGUCAUUCUGUUCAAAACUUGUAAAAUGAUCUUUUUCUUUAUCAUUAUUCGCCACUUUCGCGAAAAUCUCAACUUUUUGCUUUCCUUCUAACCAUCACAAUCACUGAAACUCCAUUUCCCAACAUCUGCUUUUGAUUUUCCUUUAAUGUGCCAUACUUUGACAUGCUGUUUACUUGUCAUUUCUCGUACAUGCUUUUCUAAUAUCUGUUUAAAAAUAUUUUUUAAAAGUUGUCAAAACCAUUAAACACGGAAACAGAACAAUCUGGAGCAGCACUUUGUCAUCGUGACCAAGGCAAUAAACACAUAACAUUGUUGAGAACGAUAGCACAACAUGUUCUUUUAGCUGUAAAAGUUCCCUACAUGUUUUUUUGUACCUCAGUAAUUAUGUUUACGUGUUGUCAAAUAAGAUUUAAAAAAAGCAUUGUUUUUGUGUUUUAUUGUAAAUACAUUACAAGUGUGUUAAGCAUGAGUUUCCCGGAGGACACAGACUUAGAUGGUACAGAUGUGCCACAAUAUAAAUAUGCACCUCUGGAACAUUUAGACCCUCAGUGGAAGCUUAUAGAAGCACUUGAACAGCACAAUUCUGAUUAAAGUUUGGAAGACUUGAAACAA